GUGUGCGUCUGCUGUUCGGAACUGCUACUGCCAAGAUCCCACCGCUGUCCUCAUGUGUCUGAAACUCCACUCGUUCUUUCCCAUGGCAGAAGUCUGCAUUGCCAAGAGAUUUCCGGAUUUGGAUGAUCACAAAGAGCAACCAACCUAUGUUCGGGCAGUGAUGGCGACCAUUGUGCUCCUGGCUGGAGGUGUUUGCGAUGUUCAGGAGCUGGUGAACUGUCUCCGAAGACCCAGCACCACCAUGUCGCGGACGGACAGCCUGAAGAUGAUGUACUGUAUGGCCACCCUACUUUACGCCAUGCAAGAGAAUGAAGUCCAGAUCAGUAAAAGGCUUCACUACAGUGUUUUUUAUUGCUUGCGUCACUUGGAGAAUUCACCCUUAAAUGAUCCUGAAUUAUCCAGCAGUGAAAGAGAUCUUGGAUCUGAUUUACAAUUUACUAGUGAACAACAACAGAUCUUAAAACACGCCAUUGCACCUGGAGAGCGCGUAAAAAUUAUGGGUUUUGCAGGCACUGGCAAAACAUCCACUCUGAUCCAGUACGCCCGGAAGUGGUCCACGAAGAAGUUCCUGUACUUGGCGUUCAGCAGGUCCAUGGUCGAUAAGGUGUCGGAGGCUAAAUUAACCAACCUCACCUGUAAAACCAUCCACGGCUUUGCGUUAGAUGAAAUUAAGGAAAAUUACCCUCACAUGAAGGACUGUGAACUGGGCUCGUUGACCUUCCGUGCGGUCAGCCUUGUCCUCUCCAAUCCCAAGAGGCAGUCUCCAUCCAUAGCCAUGGGAGUCAUUCAGACCCUCAAAGCCUUUUUCGCUUCGACAGAUGAGUCCAUCACUAAGAAGCGCGUGCCCACUUGGUGCAGGACCGACCCUGGAGAAAAACAAAUCAUGAAAGAAGCGAGAAAAAUAUGGAGCAAGAUGAAAAUGCUGCGCCAAAACCGGAAGAUGGCAUACACAGUGACGCACGACGGUUACUUGAAGUAUUUGCAACUCAGAAAACCUUCUAUUUCCCAGUACGAUGUCAUCAUGGUGGAUGGGGUCGAAGACUGCACCCCUG
This is a messenger RNA of Notechis scutatus (mainland tiger snake), 1052 nucleotides long. Lineage: Eukaryota; Metazoa; Chordata; Lepidosauria; Squamata; Elapidae. The record is from RefSeq and is a predicted model, not a curated record.